CGGCUCUGCCUGCGCACCGUCCACUCGGUGCUGGCCCGCACGCCCGAGCACCUGAUGCACGAGGUUCUCCUGGUGGACGACCGGAGCUGGGCGUCCAGCUGGAACGCUACGUGGCACAGCGGCUUGCCAACCAAGGUGCGGCUUCUGCGCCUGCACGAGCGUCAGGGCCUGAUCAAGGGCCGCCACUGGGGCGCCGAGCGCGCCGGCGGCCAGGUGCUCAUCUUCCUGGACUCGCAUGUGGAGCCCGGCCAGCAAUGGGUGGAGCCGCUGCUGCAGCGCAUCAAGGAGGAGCCGCGCGCGCUCGUGUGCCCGGCGAUCGACAACAUCCGGGACAAGGACUUGGCGUACGAGAGGGCGGAGCGCGUGGCCGGCGGGUUCGCCUGGUCCGGCCACUUCGAAUGGAUCGACGCAGGCGACGCCGACGGCCGGCCGCCAGCUGACGAGGCGGCGCCGGUCAGGUCGCCAGUGAUGUCCGGAUGCCUGUACGCCAUGAGCCGCCAGUACUUCUGGCAGCUGGGCGGCUACGACACCGGCAUGGACGUUUACGGCGGCGAGAACCUCGAGCUCUCGUUCAGGACGUGGCAGUGCGGCGGUGUGGUGGAGACGCUGCCGUGCUCGCGCGUCGGCCACAUCUUCCGUGACUUCCAUCCGUACACGUUCCCCUGGAGCGCCAACCCGCUGGCGGCCAACAUGGCGCGGAUCGCGGCCGUCUGGAUGGACGAGUACAGCCGCUACUUCCACCUCCACUACCGGCACACGCACCCCCCGGAGGCCGGUGACGUCACGUCACGUCUCGAGCUGCGGCGUCGGCUCGGCUGCCGCUCGUUCCGUUGGUACCUGGACAAC
Messenger RNA from Pollicipes pollicipes, 846 nucleotides. RefSeq names its product polypeptide N-acetylgalactosaminyltransferase 11-like. Lineage: Eukaryota; Metazoa; Arthropoda; Thecostraca; Pollicipedomorpha; Pollicipedidae. The transcript has 6 exons. Gene Ontology annotation, molecular function: polypeptide N-acetylgalactosaminyltransferase activity. Gene Ontology annotation, cellular component: Golgi apparatus. The record is from RefSeq and is a predicted model, not a curated record. Gene Ontology annotation, biological process: protein O-linked glycosylation. The annotation marks the transcript as partial.